AUGUCGUCUUCCAUUCCCCUUACUUCGCGAACAUCUUACGACGAAUACCUUGACGCUGACAGUCAUGUUGAGCUACUUCUUGGUGGUAAAGGAGACCGCAGACAAGAUGGAUGGGUAGUCCGACGCUGGUGUAACAGUGCAAGAACCUUUCUACGAGAUCUUAUACCUCGAAGCAACCGGUUUCACAAACGACGGGCUACUUGGAGAGGGAAAAGCUACAUAUUCCGUCGCAUGCUAAAGUAUACCUGCUACUUAAUCGCAGGAUUCAUUUUCGUCUCAGUCCUAGAAGCCUUCUUUUACCCGUCUUACCAACGACCGCCAGAACAUUACAACCAACUGCGUGAAAGAAUAAUCAGUUCUACAGGGCCCGCGCGUGGGAACCCAGAUAAGGAGAAAAUAUUCAUCGCGGCAAACAUAGUCAAGGCAGACUUGAUCCGUGGACCAUGGGGUGCCUCGCUGCUAGAGCUUGUGGAUAUACUUGGUGAACAAAAUGUCUUCGUGAGCAUCUACGAGAAUGAUAGUGGAAAUUCAACGAGUGAUGCUCUUAGCAGCCUACAGGCAAAGCUUCCAUGUAAUUCGUCAGUGGUCACAGGAGAUCAUCUGGAAUUAUCGAGCUUGCCAAAAACUAUAUUGCCCGGUGGUGGGCAACGUACAAAGAGAAUCGCAUAUCUCGCGGAAGUACGGAACCGUGCUCUUAGACCGUUGAACUCUUCAUAUAUCCCUACCUCAGCGGAGUCCCAAAGUGGAUUUCGCCAUACAACAACACAGUUUGACCGCGUAUUAUUCUUGAACGACAUAUACUUUGCAGCUACAGACGCGGUUCAGUUGUUAUUUUCAACCAAUGCAGAGAGAAGUGGCCGAGCGGACUACCAUGCCGCUUGUGCAAUCGACUUUGUCGCCAACGUGAUGUUUUACGAUACCUUUGUGGUCAGAGAUACUGAAGGAUUUGGCAUGGGUCUGAUGUUUUUCCCUUGGUUUGCAGCAUCUGGAAAAGCCGAAAGCCGCCAGGCUGUACUUGCUGAAAGCGAUGCUGUUCAGGUCCGCAGCUGUUGGGGAGGGAUGGUUGCAUUCGAUGCUAGGAUAUUUCAGAAUUUUGAAGCUGGUUCUUCGGAUCUAGUUAUGAGUUUUCGUCAUGAGCCAGAGCCUUUCUGGGAAGCCGCUGAGUGCUGUCUAAUCUUUGCUGAUAUCGAAGACUCCUUCCACCCACCGAACACUGUAGAUGGGACCGGAGUAUAUAUAAACCCAUUCAUCCGAGUUGCGUAUACCGAGAAUACAUGGAAGUGGCUCGACUUUUUCAGGAGGUAUGAACGGAUCUUUGCAAACCUGCAAUGGAUUGUGAGCAAGAUCGGAUACCCGGAAUACAACCCUCGCCGUAUCCAUAACGCUGGUCAAAUUGUCCAGGAGAAAGUUUGGGUUAAUGACCAGCAGCACUCAAAUGGCGCCUUCAAAAUGGUGGAGAGGGCAGCGAGCCCGGGAGGUUUCUGCGGUCAGAGACGAAUGUUUGUUAUGAGAAACGAUAUUACUGCAGCAAACAAGAAAGGCGAGAAGAAUUGGGAGAAGAUAAGUGUGCCCUUUUGCCCAGAUCCGCCUUGGCUUAAGCCUGGUAAAAAUGCGCUGGACACACUCACAAAUUCGUAUAAGUGGUAG
Microsporum canis CBS 113480 is the source of this 1647-nucleotide messenger RNA. RefSeq lists its product as hypothetical. The transcript has 3 exons. The coding region runs from base 1 to 1647 and encodes 548 amino acids. The record is from RefSeq and is a predicted model, not a curated record. NCBI's taxonomy places the organism in Eukaryota, Fungi, Ascomycota, Eurotiomycetes, Onygenales, Arthrodermataceae.